Molecule: messenger RNA, 588 nt
Organism: Mastomys coucha (southern multimammate mouse)
Lineage: Eukaryota; Metazoa; Chordata; Mammalia; Rodentia; Muridae
Gene: Lcn12
Product: lipocalin 12
Exons: 6
Coding region: 1-588 (195 amino acids)
Molecular function (GO): small molecule binding
Source: RefSeq, a predicted model, not a curated record
AUGGGCCCUUGGUGGGCUCUGUGGCUGAUACUCACCCUGCCCCAAACCCUGGAGAGUCAGAUCCCAGCCAUGCCUCAAGGCUUUCCCCAGAUGACAAGCUUCCAAAGUGACCAGUUUCAGGGGGAGUGGUUUGUUCUCGGUCUGGCGGACAACACUUACAGGAGAGAGCACCGGGCCUUGCUGAAUUUCUUCACCACAUUGUUGGAGCUGAAAGGCAACAGUCAGUUUCAGGUGACCAACUCCAUGACUCGGGGCAAGCGCUGCAACACUUGGUCCUAUACCCUGAUCCCAACAACUACCCCUGGCCAAUUCACCAAGGACAGAGGUGAGAGAGACGUGGGGCCUGGGGCAGACAAAGAGAGCAUACAGGUCAUAGAGACAGACUACGUCAACUUCGCCCUGUUGCUGUCCCUCAGACAGACAAGCAGCCAGAACAUCACAAGGGUCAGCCUUCUGGGUAGAAACUGGAAGCUUUCUCAUAAGACAAUAGACAGGUUCAUCUGCCUGACCAGGACCCAAAACCUCACAAAGAAUAACUUCCUCUUUCCUGAUUUGACUGACUGGUUACCAGAUCCAAAAGUCUGCUGA